Polistes canadensis is the source of this 1625-nucleotide messenger RNA. RefSeq lists its product as uncharacterized. The record is from RefSeq and is a predicted model, not a curated record. Bases 1 to 1071 code for a protein of 356 amino acids. Lineage: Eukaryota; Metazoa; Arthropoda; Insecta; Hymenoptera; Vespidae. The transcript has 5 exons. Gene Ontology annotation, molecular function: protein binding.
AUGGACUUGAACUACUAUGUCUUGCGUAUUAUUUUUCAAUAUUUGAAUGGAUUUGAUUUGCAUAAUGCUUCUAAAGUUUCUAGAUCUUGGUCGGAAAUAGCAAACGAUGAAAAACAAACAAGGGGUCCAAUGUGCAUUAUAAAAAGCAAAGAUAGAAAAUCAGAUUCCAUUGAUUAUGAAGUUAUACAAAAAGAAAUCAUAAAAUGUUGCAAAGUUAAACCUUCUUUAAGCAUGUUAUUCAUUAAAAUUGAAAGUAAAGAAGAUAUUGCAGGAAAAUGUUACUGCAAAUACCUGCCUUUUAAUUGGUACUCACCGGUAGUGGGUAGUUAUUUACCGAGAACAGAAAAAAAUACCGUUUUAUGGAUGUUUUUUCCCGAAGUACCUAACAUCAAAAUCACUACGCUUACUUUUGUACCAUAUAAACUUAUUUGGGGCAAUGGAAUAUAUUGCCAUGAAAUAAAAGCUAAUUUUAAUCUUUCUUUUACGAAUGCAGACCGAUUGAAAACGGUAUUCGAAUCUGUUUAUAAUUUCGAUCAACGUACGGUUGAUCGGAAAAGUUGUUUGAUAUUAUUGUGCGAUCGUAAUGGUGCUUUAAUAACUAGUAAUCUUGAGAACGCUUUGCGCAGUUGGUAUCCAAAUAAAAGACUUCCUGUGUGGGGUGGAAUAGUAGAUUAUUUAUCGAUUUGUCAUCAUAUGCCACAUACUUCUGUAUCAAAUGAAACCAUGUUCUGCAUUGCUGUUUUAAUAAGCGGUGAAGGAUUAAAUACCUGGUCUACAUUUUUGUAUUGCAACUGUAAUACUCAGAAAAAAAUCGAAAGAAAAUUGAAAUCCUUUAAAGAUAGAAUAACGUUGAAAAAACAUUCGAUAGGGUUCAUGUUCAAUCCUCACUUUCGUAGUUAUUUGUCUUGCUUAGAAUCAACUACAUUUAAACAAAUAUUUCCUGGAGUGCCUUUAGUUGAGUAUUCUGGUAUUGGUGCAUUUGGAGGGAUUGAUAGUGAACCUUAUACAAGAAUAAUAAAUAAGUUGAAUCUUUUCGACAAAACAGCAUUUAUGGUAAUAACAUACGAUUGAUACUUAUUAAUAUGUGUAGCUUGUCGAACUAUAUAACGAGCAGUUUAUAGAUUUUAAAGCUGUUUAUUUCGUUGGAAACUUUGUCUAAAGAUUUUAGAAUAUUUACAACGCGUAUUUUGACAUCUAUUCUCCAAGUUUUCAUACAAUAUACAAACAUCGAUAUUUUAUUUACUUCAGAACAACGAACGAAAUGUUUUUUAUCGCUAGAUUUUUACUUAUUAAUCAUUGAAUUUAUAUUUCUUUUAAGACUUCUGAAACCAUAAUACUAAUGCAUAACUUUCAGAAUGAUAACUAAUUACUUUUAUUCUUAUAUUAGAAAUUUCUCCAUAAGUGGAAAAGUUUUACUUGCCUGACAGAUUAUUUGUAUUUAUUUUGUGAUGUAAUUCUUUAUAUUAAUUUUUUUUUGUUUAAAUUAUAAGAAAAACAAGCAUAUAACAAAAUGAAAACACAGUGUAAGUUCGACAUUGAUUUAUAUAUGAUUCGGUUAAACAUUUAAUCUGGGACAGCAAUAUUUCUUAGAAAAAAUAAAUAUACUUUUAUAAGAGAUAAUAAAA